Messenger RNA from Spizellomyces punctatus DAOM BR117, 1627 nucleotides. RefSeq lists its product as uncharacterized. The record is from RefSeq and is a predicted model, not a curated record. Bases 42 to 1328 code for a protein of 428 amino acids. Gene Ontology annotation, molecular function: RNA binding. The transcript is spliced from 6 exons. NCBI's taxonomy places the organism in Eukaryota, Fungi, Chytridiomycota, Chytridiomycetes, Spizellomycetales, Spizellomycetaceae.
AGGGUUCUCUACGUCGUUUACCAUUCUACAUUGAGAUCCGGAUGGCUUCCGGUACAACGGUCAAGGUUGCCAACGUUUCCUCAUACGUCACAGAAGAACUGUUGAAGCAACUGUUUGAGAUAAUUGGAACAGUUCGUAAUUUCGACCUUCAUCCCAGCCCACACAAUGAUGGUUUACAAGAGUGUGAAGUGGAGUUUGGCGAUGCCACAUCUGCAAUUACAGCGUUACAUUUGACGGGUACCGAUCUUGGGGAUCGAACCCUCUUUGUCACAACUGGAGGGACGGACCUUCCAGCACCCAUAAAUGUACCUCCAACCGCAACCUCUGCAGAGCUCUUGGCUCGCAAUCCAAACAUAAAUCCAACCAUACUCCAUUUUGACCCGCAGAAAGCUGAAGAAAUUGCCCGGACGGUCUACGUGGGAAAUAUCAACUCAAAUGUGACUGAGGAGGAUGUCAGACAAUGCUUUGGUGGCUGUGGACCCAUUGCUCAUGUGAAAAUGGCUGGUGAUCCUGGGCAAGUGACCCGGUUUGCGUUCGUAGAGUUUAUUACUCAGGAAGGGGCAUCGGAGGCUUUGAAGCAGAACGGCAUAAUGCUUGGUGAUCGUGCAUUGAAAGUAAACCACUCAAAAAAUGCCAUAAAUAAGACGCCAAAAAAACUAGAGUCCUUUUCUGAUCCUGCAAUGAAACUUGUUGCAGAAGCUCAAGCAGCCAUUGCCAAAAAGUAUGGCAGCGAACGAGAUUCGGAAGAUAUGUCGGUUGAUGGGGACAGAGAUCGUCGAUCCAUGCACAGAAGAAGUCGAAGCCGGAGCCGAAGCAAGCCUUCGGAACGGUACCGACCGCGGCGUUCCCCGUCAUAUGAUCGGCGUAGAAGACGCUCCCGGUCACGGUCAUGGGACCGGCGUCGAAGAUCCCGUUCAAGAUCUCCACUCAGUCGGCGGCGAGCAUCCCGCACCCGAUCCCGGGAUCGUUCUCGAUACCAGUCAAGGGACCGCUCACCCGGUCGUUCGAGAGAUGAUCGCAAGCGAGAUGACUCUAGACUGGAUCGGAGUCGAAAGGAAAAAGACCGAAACCGCGAUAGGUCAGGUCGAGAGCGGGAUAAGAAUCGGGAUGGGGACAAACACAAGGAGCGAACCAAAGAUCGUGAGCGCAAGAAAGAUCGCGAUGGGGAAGGAAAGGAGAAGAGCGAAAAGUCAAAGAAGCGGGAUAAGGUAAAACCUGCCGAACGCGAUGAGCGGGAUGGAGAUGAGAAGAGUGAUAAAAGUAAUCGUAAAGAUGCUGUGGAAGGGGCGGUAGUAAGUGAGCCGUCACGGGAAAAAGAGACCCAAUAACAUGGCGACAUCUUGUUUUGGCGAGUGCGCCAGGGAAUGUGUUAUCUGCAAUUCUGGGCAGUGGCUUGUUGGUAAAUAUACUUAAUCAUGUGUAGUCGCGACACUUUUGAAUGUGAGAGACUGCAUUUCGGGGAUUGCAUGAUACCAUAGCCAUCCUUUGAUUCCAUUGUAGGAUGGAUCCUGCUGUGUAUUGAUAAACUGAAGCUGAUGCGCAAGAAAAGAGUUUAGUGUUUGUCAAGCAAGAUUACGAACGUGGAGCGCAUCAUGGCCAAAAUAGGGGAUUGCCUGAUAAACUGUUC